CUUCCGUUCAAUGCUGAAAAUCAAAGAAUAUUAUUUAAAGCUCAUCUAUUACCGAAUUCAUUAAAAAAACAAAGGGGUCCAAAAUGCCAACUCGUUAAACCAACUCUAAUGGGGAUUUUUAUCUCCUGCAAGGAGAAAGGGGGAUGGAUCAAAAUUCCGAGGGAUUUUCCGCCCGCCGGGGGAUGAUGCAUGCGGAUGUUGAGUAUUUGCAGGGCCUUGGUGUGGGGCUGGCCAACCUUCGAGCAUCGGGGCAGUUCUGUGAUGCAAUGGUCUGUGUUGGUAGCACUAGAAUACUGGUGCACAAGGUUGUAUUGAGUGCUGCAAGUAAGACCUUGCAUGACCUUGCCCUUGACUUUGACAUGAUGUCACACCGUGAACGAGACCAGUUAGAGAUCGUCAUUCCCCCUGAUAUCAGCCUCUAUGCCGUCAACAUGUUUGUCAACUUCAUAUACACAGGCCAGUUGGAGCUGAACAGUCGCAUUGUUGGACAUAUGGAGAGAUUAGGCACAUUGUUCGGUAUCUCCCGUGUUCUCAUACAGUGCCGGGAGUUUAUACAGAGGUCCACUACCCCGGAUAGUCAGAACUUGAAUCUGCAGACAACAGAAGCAGACAGUUCCCUGAACGGUGCCAUGCCCGUUGGGUCGGAACACAGACUCAGCGGCACUCCCGAUGCAUCCAGUCACUUGACUGAGUUGAGUCGCAGUAACUCCGCAUGCUCAGGGUUCAGUGCUGACAUGGGGACGGGUUUUGGCAUGGCAAAUGUGAAGACUGAACCAGCUCAUUUUGCUUCAUACGAGUCUGAACAUCAGCUCAAGGCUACUGCAGAUGGUCAAGACAGGAAUGGUCAAGACAAGACAAACAUGAGUAUGCUGGAGAAACUCAUGAGUCCCAGAGUAAACCUGAAGAAGCUCCCAUCAAACAUCACACCAGAUGUUGUGGUGAUGGUGAGCGAUGAUGAAGGAGAGGAGGGGGAGGUGGUGGGGAAAACCCCUGGGCAGUAUACUCUGGAGGAGAAGGAGGCCGUUGCGGUGGAGGCCAAGAGAUAUGGGACAACACAGGUGUCACGGUCCAGGAAUAUCCCUUUACAGGAUAUCCUAAGCUGGAUGACACUGUUUGGGCUACGUCACCCUGGGGGCCUACAGAAGGUGGACCGUAGAGGCAAGCAGCCUGACCACCAUGCCGACCUUGCCCUUGUACGCUGGAUUGUCCAACAGCAGGAACUCAACGGCUGUGUUGAUCUCAACAGUAUGAAGCAGUACGCUCUUACUGUUCAUAAGGAGACUAAUCCAAAGUUUUGUGCAUCAAAAACUUGGCUCGGGAAUUUCCUGCAGCGGAAUAUGGCUGUUCUCCAAGGGACGAAGUUCGUCCAAGGUGACAAGAUGGAAGUGAAUCUAUAUGAGGCCGGCGAUAGUGACUCCGAUGGAGUGAUAGUAAAACAAGAGAUUGUAGCUGAAGUUGAUGAACAUGGAAAUAUUGUGAGAAAUAAUAUGACAGACAAUGUGCUUGAAAAUUUAGGUUCAGGUGCAGUACUUGAGAACGUACCCAUGACUGAACAGAAUAUGUUGAAUGAAGCUGUUCUUAGUGGAUUUGGAGGCGACAGUUUUGACAAUGGUGAUGAUGAUGAUGACAAUGAUGCUGACUUUGCUUCACAAUCCAUUCAAAGUAUGGAAAACUCAAAUGACUUUACAAAUUCCUACUUAAUGAAUAAAACUGCACCAAUGUCAUCUGAAACAGAUUUUGGGCAGAGAACACAAGGUUCAGUUGUGACACCUUUUGGAAAGAGACCAAUUAUUGUAGGCCAGUCUAAAACUUUUGAUCCAAAGACUGAGAGGAAAAUUGUACAGUGGGUGUUAGAAAGAAAUUCCAGAGACGGCUAUGUGUUUACCGAUGACUUUAAAGAUUAUGCUAGGUCUCUGUAUAUAGGUUCUAAACCAUUUGGUGCUACUCAGUGUUGGAUGAAAAAGUUCCUGCGACGAAAUAGGGCUCUGAAAGAUGUCAAAUUCUGUUCCAAGUACAAAAACCAGUACACUUCUGAAGACAAGCAAACCUCUGUUACAUUAGCCAAAAGAUUUGGAGUUAGCUUUGCCUCAAAGAAAACUGGAAUUAAUCAGAAAAUCAUUCAUAGUUGGAAACUGUCUGCAGAGAAAGGCCUACUGAAUGUUGAUUCAGUCAUGCCAAGUAUUCCAGAUGACCUUCUCCCGUCUGCUAUUCCAGGCUCCAUAGAUUCACCAUCUACCUCUGUCUCCAUGCCAAACAAUUUAACACCUAACCAGAUAGAAACCAAAAAUCAGGCUUGUCAUGGUAUUGUACCAGAAUUUGAAGAUCAGAUCGUGGCAGAAAUUAAAGACCUCCAGGACAGGGAGGGAAGUGUAAAUUAUAAUGAUAUCAGUAGAAUUAGCCAGUCAAUAUACAAGGAAACCAGGUCUACUUUUAAAGCUUCUUAUGGAUGGGUGAAAACCUUCUUGGAAAGGAGAAAAGAUGACUUGUCAGGUAUUGAACUCGAGAAUGUCACUAAGGUUUUAGUUGAAGAUGAGAGUGAGGAGAAUGCGCAGGAUAUGAGUAAAGAACAGGUUUCUGCAAUGGUUGACCAAGCUUUAAGAGCGAUUGAUGAUACAAGUAGUUUUGAAACAUUGUCUGGUACAACUGUCAUUGGGGAAUCUGAAAUUGGAAAAGUUAAAAGACCAAUCAUUGUGGGUCCAUCUGUUAUGUUCGAUCGGAAGACUGAAAAAAGGCUUGUAGAAUGGGCAUUAGAGGAACAAGAGAAGAAUGAUUAUGUUUUCACUGAUGAUUUCAAAGUGUUCGCCAAAUCUCUUCACACUGGGCCAAAACAUUUCUCAGCAUCUUCAGGCUGGAUGUCAUUGUUUCUGAGAAGGCACAGAGAACUGAAACAUGUGAAAUGGAAGUCAAAGUUUAAGAACAUGUACACAGAAGAAGAAAAACGUGCAGCUGUUUUGGAGGCCAAAAGACUAGGUACCGGACAUGUUGGAAGGAAACUUGGCAUUGAUCCAGCGUUGAUCUGUGCUUGGAGGAUUAAAAUGGAUCGGGUGGCACCAAAGCAUCAGACAUUUUGGAAGGGGACAAAGUUGAAGAAGUUUGGAAAGCCUAUGUUGAAGUUUAAGCCUGUUGCCAAUGCUCCUACUGUGCCUGCUUUGACUGAAGCUUUCAGAGGUGUGGUACCGGAGUUUGAACAGAGAAUUAUUGAUCUCAUUCAUGAAGAACAUGAAAAAGAGGGCAGCAUUUCCUAUGAGGAGAUGAGUUCUAUUUCACAGUCUGUGUAUAAAGAAACCAGACCUUCAUUUAAAGCUUCAUAUGCAUGGAUUAGGAAUUUCAUGAAGAGGAAUGAGGGAAAGUUGAAGGAUUUGAAUAUCGAUAAUGUGAAGAAAGUAUUCUUACCUGAAGACGGCGAGGAGGAAACAAUUGGUGUGAAUCAACAAACAUCAUUCCAGCAAGACCCUGAGCUAGAUGACUCUCAACUGUGCAAGCUUUUUAACCAGAAGAGACCAAUAAUUGUCGGCCAGUCAAGGGCAUUUGACACCAAGACGGAAAAGAAACUAGUCCAAUGGGUUGUUGAACAACAGCAAAAGAACGGCUAUGUAUUUCUGGAUCAGUUCAAAGCUUUUGCACAGUCGCUGUACAAAGGGGAAAAGAAGUUUGCUGCCACCCAAGCUUGGAGAAUUAAAUUUCUUAGAAGAAACCAUGCUGCCCUGAAGCAUGUAAGGUUCACCUCAAGUUUCAGGAAUCAGUACACACUAGAAGAAAAGAAGGUCAUUGUUCAGGAAGCAAAAAAAUUUGGAGUGGCUCAUGUCUCCAAGAAGACUGGCAUAGAGCACACUUUGAUAAAUCAGUGGAAAAUAAAACUAGAAAGAGCAGGAAUUAUACCAAAGGAUACAGAAUCAUCACCAGUUGUUCCUUCAAGUCCAAGCCAGAAAUCUCCUGUCUUAUUAUCGGCUCUGAAAAGUCCUGUUGGCAGUAAUGUUGGCCCUGGAUUGUAUAGUACUAGAGGCAUUGUUCCAGCCAUGGAAAACAAGAUCAACCAGAUGAUAAACAAUAAAAUGGAUGAAGAGGGGUCCGUGACAUAUCAGUUUGUUAGCAUGGCAGCACGGGCGGUGUACAAGGAAACACGGCCACAGUUUAAGGCAAGCUAUAACUGGGUGAAGGAUUUUCUCAAGAGGAAUAAGAAAGCUCUUAGGCAUGUGGACUUCGAGUCAACUGGAAAGUCUGAUGUCGGGAAAGGAGAAUUAGAUGUUGAAAUUCUCGUCCCUGGUGACACUGUGGGCAAUGCUGAAGAUUACUUUUAUGAAGAAUUUAGUCAAGAUGCAGAUGAUUCAUUCGGAAACUUUGGAGAAGAUUCCAUGCAUUCUGCAGUCAGUCAUGAAGAAAUGGAGACUGACGAACCAUCUGUAGGCAGGGAUCCAAUGAUUGUUAUUGAAAAUGCUGAAUCUGGUAUAGAAUCUCAAAGGGAGAGGAGUCUUGAAGGGGAAUCUAACCCUGCUUUGGAUAAAAUCUCACAAACCAAGAGGCCAAUAAUAAUUGGUAAAGCAAAGCAUUUUUCAAGAAAAGAAGAGAAGAAGAUUGUUGAAUGGCUAAUAGAGACACAAGAGAGGGAAGGUUAUGUGUUCACGGAUGACUUCAGGAGAUACGCUCGAACUCUUUACAUAGGUCAACCAGGGAAGUUUGGUGCCACUAAUGCUUGGAUCACAAAAUUCCUGAGAAGAAACAGGCUUGAGAAUAAGAUUAAGUUUCAGUCAAAACUUGUUGGAAAUAAUCCAAAGUAUGAAGAAAGAAUCAUUGAGCUUAUUCUUGAGCAGCAAGAAAAGGAAGGAAGUGUGUCCAAUGAUGAUAUUCAAAAAAUAACUAUGUCUGUCUAUAAAGAAAUCAGACCAAAUUUUAGAGCCUGUUACAACUGGAUUAGAGACUUUAUUAAGAGGCAUAGAUCAAGCUUAGCCGAUGUUGAACUUGAAAAUGUGAAGAAAGUGUACAUUCCAGAUGACAACGAAAAAGAUGGAGUUCUUAUAAGAGAUUAUGAUCCUUCAAUGAAUUUGUCAAUAUUGGAUAGUUACUCUGAAGCUAGCCGUACCAGCUUUGUUGGGGACGGUAAUGCUAGCUUUGAAGAGGCCAAUAUGAAUGACAGUUCAUGGGUUGACCUCGAUAGUUCUCAUGACCUUGAUAAUUCAAGAUUGUCGUUCAAUUCUCCUUCCACUAGCCAAUCCAGUGGCAACAUACUUGAUAAAUUAGCCAAUCAGAAACGGCCUAUCAUUAUUGCACCACCAAAGAUGAUGGACAUAAAAACAGAGAAGAAAAUUGUACAAUGGAUGAUUGAGCAACAAGAACAGCAAGGCUGUGUGUAUCUAGAUCUGUUUAAGCAAUAUGCCAAAUCUCUUCACACAGGUCCAAAGCGCUUUGCUGCAACUCAGGCCUGGAUGACUAGAUUCAAACAGCGAAACCAUGCAGCAUUGAAAAAUGUGAUAAUCAAAUCCAGAUUCCGUAACGAGUAUUCAGUGGAAGAGAAAUUGGCCAUCGUUGAAGAGGCAAAGAGACUUGGUUGCAACCAUGUGGGAAGAAAGUUGGGCAUUAAUGGAGGUGUAAUCUACAGUUGGAAACAGCAGCUAGAACAAGCGGAGAAGAUGGGGACUCCAGUAAAACUGACUGACUCACUUGAUGCUGGGGAUAUGGAUAGUUCAAGAGGAGUUGUUCCAGAAUUUGAGAUGGCUAUUGUUAACAUGGUGCUGGAAACACAGAGGGCUAAAGGCAGUGUGUCGAAUGAUGAUAUUAGUAUGUGUGCCAGGUCUGUUUAUAAAGAAACAAGGCCACACUUCAAGGCUAGCUACAAUUGGGUUCUAGACUUCAUCAGAAAGUACAAGGAUCACUUUAAGGAGGUUGUUUUUGAGAACAAGAAGAGGAUCAUAUCUGAAGAAGAAAAACUGCACAUUUUGUCUGAAGAGAAGAAGUAUGGGACUGAGCAUGUUACAAAGAAACGGAAUAUCGCGCCAAGUACUCUGAGUAACUGGAGAAAGCAGAUGAGGGAAAAGGCAAUUCCCAUUCCAAAGUUUAAGGCCAUAGUGAGUUCGAAAAUCAAAAAGAAGUAUGCAAAGAAACAGCUGAAGUCAUACUCUCCAGAAGAGAAGAGAAGGAUGGUGGCAGUGUGUGAGCAGAAUGGUGUGACUUAUGCUUCACUGAAGCUGGGUGUGUCUCGAGGCAUGCUCACCAAGUGGAUUAGAUAUUUCAGGGACGAGGGUGAAAAUAUUGUCAUGAAUGCAACUCAUGCAUCAACCGCAAAGAAAGAACUGGAACAGAACAUAGUGGAUUGGAUUCUCGAAGAAAAUGAAAAACUUGGAAUUGUUCUCACCAAUCGAGUAAAGGACAAAGCCAAAAAAGUAUUUGAAGAAGCAUACACCAACUAUAAUGCAACAACUUACUGGUUGGAGAGUUUUUUGUCUGCUAACAGGAAAAAAUUUGAGCAUGUAAGGUUCAGGGAUGAUGGGGACAGGGAUUUAGAAUUUUCAGAUUCCAUUAAACUAAAGAUUGCGAGAUAUGCUGAAGUGCAUGGUGGGCCAACAACAGCUGACCUCACUGGACUUCUACCGAAGACCAUCUACCAUUGGCGUAGACUUAUGAAGGGGCAAGGUCACGAUCUGAAGGCAGACCCAACGGAAUUAUCUCCUGUGACAACAACUUCUGUGAAGACAGAAGCAGCAGAAACUGAGUUCGCAAGUGAGCCAAAGAGUCUAAUGCAGCAGAAGCUGGAUAGAGUAGCAGCAAAGUAUGAUCAGAAAACAAGGCAAGCGAUUGUGACUGAAGCAAGCAUUCAUGGCACGACAGCCAUUGCAGCAAAACAUAAGAUUCCUUUACCUCUGUUGCUGAAAUGGAUGAAGUCUACUAUCUCUGGUGCAAGUCCUAGUUCGACCCAGUCAAGAUCUUCCAGUUUUUCCAGUGAUGAACCAAUUCAUAGUCCAAAACAUGAAAAACUAACCAUCAGACUUCCCAGUGUGGAAAAAAGUCAAUACAGUAAACACUCAAAAGAAUUUAAGAAAACUGCUGUUGAGGAGGUAAAGAAACAUGGCAUUAGUGCUGUUAGUGAAAAGUAUGGCAUUGGAAAAUCUACCCUGUACUAUUGGACAAAGGAUGAAAGGGAAUCAAGUACUGAGAGCUCAAGGGAGUCUGUUGAAAGAAAACGAUCAAUAUCUAGUAGUAGCAGGAAGAGUCUGGAAAAUGAGAAUAAGACCUCAACGCCUUUGGCUCUGAAAGACAUCAAGAAAGAACCAGACACCACAGAUGAAAGUAUUUCUGAAUCUUCUCUUGGUACUCCUCUCCAAAAGGUGAUGUCAGAUAUUGGUUCAUCCAGGAUUAUGAGAAGAUACAGUGAUGAACAGAAAAUAGAAGUGGCAAAACGGGCACAUGAGUUUGGUUGCAGAGAAACCGCUCAAGAAAUGAACAUUCCCUUGACCAAUGUUACAAGAUGGAAAGAGACAUACAAGAAAGCUGCUUUGAAACUGAUUAGAGGUGGGUCCAGAUCACCAAGACAACUGUCCACAUCGUCAAUUUCAUCUCCAACUAGUUCCACAUCAAGCAGUUCAUCUCUAAAGAGAAAGGCAAAUGAUGUUGACCUGACAAGUUUAGGGUACAAGAGAGCAAAGUUUAGUGAAGAAGAGAGAAUAGGUUUCGUGAAGGAGAGUGAAAAGGGUAACAUUCAGGCUGUCGCUGACAAGGCUGGAGUGUCAAUAGAUUCCCUUUACAAGUGGCGUAGCAAGUACCUGCCUGGGAUCAGACUAGCAGCUGCUACUGAGGCUCGGAAAUCUCCAGACGAUGGUAGAGAAUCAUCACCAGCUAUGCCUGCUCCUAGAAAUAAGUUUGGUCUUGUCGAAGAGCCAGUUUCUUCUGGGAACAAUGAUCCUACUGAUGAAACGGAUGGGUUUGAAGAUCCAGAAAAUAUUGUUGCAAGGCUCACUGAUGAUGAUUUAGCUCAGAUUGAAGUGAAUACUCGGGUGUCUGCAGAAAAGAGUGUUGAGCAUGUAAUAGAUACGAACAGUUUCUCAGCACGUGGUUUGGUAGAGUUAGGCACAUCCACAACUGGAAGCCCUCAUGCUCAACCAAUUGACGAUUUUGAUAUAAUGGCUGCUGAUCAGUUGAUGGAGAUGACAUCAAGCUAUAUGGACGCAGAAAAGGAACAGGAACAAGAACACAGAAAAGUGGCUGAGCGGAAAGAAGCUGAAACUAUUGAUCUGGAAUUAGUUGCUAGUAAAGACAAUGACCAGAGAGCAACAGGUGAACCGCUUGUUCCUGGAAAAACUAGUAAGUCAUUAGGACUUGGCAAUAUUCAGAUUGUGAAUGUAAAAAGUGAGGCACAGUCUUAGUGUAUGUUACCAUUUAACAAAUGAUCAGGAAAUAAUUGCAAGUAAAUGACCACAGAGCAACAGGUGAACUCCCUCCUCCUGAGAGUAAGUCAUUAGGACUUCGCAAUAUUCAGAUUGUGAAUGUCAAAGUUAGGUGUAGUCUUAGUGUAUGUAAUCAUUUAGCUUGUAAAAUUGACCAAAAAAGGAACCAUUUGAACCACCUGUUUCGGAGAAUAAACCUUCAGGACCGCAAUAUUCAGAUUAUGAAUGUAAAAGUGAGGCAAAGUCUUAGAGUAUGGUAUCGUUAAGCUUGUAAAACAAUGGCCAAAACAGGAACCAUGUGAACCUCGUGCUUUCGGAGAAUAAACCUUGGCACAUGGCAAUAUUCAAAUUGUGAAAGUGAAAAGAUAAAUGGGCCUGUAAUAAAUUUGCUAUUGAAAUGUCCUCAGAGCACCAUGUGACUGUUCAACUCAACCUGCCCCUGAGAGUAAAUCUAUGGGAACAUUCAGAUUGUUAAUGUGAAGAGAGAGGCAGGGUCCCAGUAUUUUUGUAGCAAUUCAAUUUGUUUGUUGUCUGUUUUAUGAUGUUUACUGUACAUUUAUAUUUCAUAGGAGCUGUUGAAUUUCAUUUUGUUUGAAUUGUUUUAAGGUCAGUGACAUGAUUAUGUAUGUAAUGUAAUUGAUUUGAAAAGCAUUUUUUUACUUUUGAGAGAGGUUGCUAUACUGUCAUGGAAUAUAAUGUGAAUUUUUAAUUACAAAUCAUAAUCUUGCCUUUUUGUGUGAGUUAAAAGAUGAUUAAACUAGUCAAUUUAAUUAAAAUUAUUCAUUUGCGUUCAGUAAUUAAGAAUUGUUUGAAUUUCUAGAGAUGUUUCUAAUUGACAGAUUGUGUUAAGUAUUUGUUUUCGUAAAUGUAAUAUGUAAUAUUGUACAUGUGUAAUGAUGUGAUUUGGUUGUCCAUUUUGUAUGAUUUAUUGAAAAAAACUGAUUUAGUUUUGAAAUAUUGUCUAUUUGUAAAUUUUGUCUGAGACAGGAAAAUGGCUUCAAAAACAUCCGAUUUUUCCGUGUUUUCAGUAGUUGCAAAAAAAAGUUGGUUGUCCAUUUUGUAUGAUUUAUUGAAAAAAACUGAUUUAGUUUUGAAAUAUUGUCUAUUUGUAAAUUUUGUCUGAGACAGGAAAAUGGCUUCAAAAACAUCCGAUUUUUCCGUGUUUUCAGUAGUUGCAAAAAAAAGUUGAGGUAUUGUUGAGGUGAAGUUGGCAUUGGUGUCGUCAAAAAUGUUAACCUUGGCCAUAACUCAAAAACCAUUUAAGAUAUUAAUUCAAGUGGAACUUGGUACACAUAUUGCCAGUGAUAAAACACUCAUAUUUAAGGCUUAAAUGUGUAACUUUUGGCUUUAAUAAUUGUAAAAUUAAUUUGUUUGACUGGAGAAAAAACAACAGACAUGCAUUGCAAUCAGAAUACUACAGCCUUUUUCCAAUGAAACAACCUCGGAUGUAUGCCAGUGCAUUAGUACAAGUAGUUAAUCAAUUGUAGCAUUUUAACGUGUAAUUUGUUCAAAUUGAUUCCCAGUGGAGUGCAUUAUUGCAAGAUUCCUAAAAGUCAAGUCCUUAGGCUAAACUGCUAAAUUAAAAUUUCUACGCAAUCUACUUGAAACGUAGUUAUAAAGAAUUCUGACAUUGUAAACCGUCCAUAUACAUCUGAGGUUGUUAUCGAUGUCAAAAUGGCUGAGGUGUUCCGAUUGAUGUUUUUUUGUUUUUCCCUGCAACACUUUGGUUAGUUAUUUUAUAAGCGAUACUAGGUAAGCGAUGUCAAAAUUGUUCAACUAAAAACAUUUUUCUAUUGGAAUAUGUAUAGAAUUUUGUACUAGGAAUUAAGUGGAAAAAGAUGGGAGGAAAUGUUAGUGCGGGUAGGGUGAGAUUUAUUAUCAAUGAUUGAUAAGUAUGACUUAGAAGUGAAUUGUUAUCCAUGCAAUCUUGAAAACUGUAAACUUGAUGCCAUUUGUAAAGAAUCUUAUAAAUAAAGCAUUCUAAGUGUCAAAAUAAAAUGUGUUCAUAUUAACCAUGUAAAUAUUUGUUUUCCUACUACCCAUUUAUUUCAAUAGGUGCUUAAUUUCUGUGUUAUGGAUUCACUUUGUUAAUGAACUAGUUUUUUGUAAGCUGGUCACUACACAUGUGUGCAAUUUUUAAUUUGUUUUACAUGUUUUUGUCUAAAGCAAAACAUUAGUCUUUGUAACAGUUUGUUAACUGAUUAUGUUUAUAUUUUCUUAACCUUUAGGUGCUCUUUACUCUAUGAAAAUAAAAAAAAUGUUUACAAUGCCAUGGAAAAAAUUGAGGGGCCAUGAAAAAUGAUAUAUCUUCAUAGAUUUCUUUUCAUUUUUAAACAAUUCUUAUUUAUGUAGUGUGAAAGAAUGAGAGUAAUCUGUCUAACUAUUCUUGAUCAUUUCAAAACCUGGCGAAACUUACAAUACAUGCAAUUGAAGGCACCAGUAUGGUAAUGUUAUGUUGUUAAUGUUGUUCUAUAUUCUGUCUCGUAAUCUCUCUUUCCCUCCGUCUCUUAUAACUGUUUUUUUUUUUGCCUUCCUGCUCUCGUCGCUGCAAUGGACUUGAGCUACUACAGGAGUUUGUUAAUGACUGAAGGUAUUUUUUUAUAUGAAUUUCUAAUAUGAUUUCAUUUUAUUUCAUUGUUAACUGAAAUGUAAAAACCUUGGUGUUGUCAGUAUUAUUGUUCAGAAACUUAAACUUUGGCCAAAAAGUGAAAACCAUGUUCAACAAACAUUCAAAUGAAACUCGGUGCACAUAAUGCCAGAAACAAUACCCACGUUCAGGAGAGAGGUAAUAAUAUAACCUUAAGUUCUCUCCUCAAUCCUUGUGUUGAUAUAUGUGAAUUCUUCCAAUGUAUUUGCAAGAAAUAAAGAAACUUUUUUUAAAACCCGAGUGUACAUCAAGGCCCAAACUCUGCCUUUAAUGACUAUUGAAUUAUUUCCCUUCUUAGACUGAAAAACAACAACAACACGCUAGCAUUGCCUAUAGUUUCGUGAUGCUCUUGUUAAACACAUAUAUUUAUAACACGACGCAUGGUCUGUGAGUACAGUUUGAAAAAUAUUCAUUUUUUAAACAUAAUUGUAAGAAAUGUUACUUGUUUUUUUACUGUUAUGAAUUGCUGUUCACACGUAUGUCUGACUUUGUAUGAAUUAACAACCAAUGGGACUUCCAUUCACAUAAUAGUAGCAAAACAAAUCAUCACUUUUAUUUGUAAUAUUUCAUACUAUUGUUAUUUUAAUUUACAACUGUAAUAUAGUAUGUCUUAUUUUGUCGACGUAAGUCUGUUUUGGGAUAUUCAAGUUUAUAUGUAAAUAUGUUCUAGUCCAUGUUGUUCUUGUCUGUCAACUUAAGUGUGUAUUAAUGGUACUAGUAAAUCUUCAUUUUGUAUUUUGAGUAUACUGUUUAAUGUUGUCAAUAAAUUUUUAAAAUGACAAGUUUUUCAUUGCAUACACAAAAGGUAUUGCACAUAAUACAAUAAUACCUAUGCAACUUGAA
Messenger RNA from Mya arenaria, 11862 nucleotides. RefSeq lists its product as uncharacterized. The transcript has 8 exons. The record is from RefSeq and is a predicted model, not a curated record. Bases 144 to 8351 code for a protein of 2735 amino acids. Gene Ontology annotation, molecular function: sequence-specific DNA binding; protein binding; transposase activity. Lineage: Eukaryota; Metazoa; Mollusca; Bivalvia; Myida; Myidae. Gene Ontology annotation, biological process: DNA transposition.